UUACUGUCCAAUCAGAUAGCUCCAUGUAAUACUCUGAGUUCAGAGUGUAAAGGUUGGGACGAGAAAAAAUGGCAGCCGGCAAAACGAAGUGUUGGCAGUGAGAGAAAUGGCAUAUCCCCCGGUAGCUUAGUGUGUGUCUGUCGGUCUAAGAUUUGGAAUGCGACAGUGUAACUAGUUACGAUUAAUAUAUUGAAUCGUGGAUCUUAUUUGAAGGACUGCAUUAUGGCACUAGUAUACGAGUUCAUCUGGCGGGUUCUGCAUGCCCUUCUCCACCUCCAAAGAACGCUAGUCACUUGGUUCCGAAGCCAUCUCUGGAAGUGGAAUGGACGGCUAUGGAAAAGGGCUGUGGCCGCACUACUUGUUCCCAUGGCACUGGGUUUCACGAACCACAAAAAAAUAGCCCCGACGACUGGCAAACGUGUUGGUCGCCGUUUUCGCUUUGGCGCGGAUGGGAAAGCGCUAGAGAAGCUACCUCUACAUAUAGGCUUGCUGAUAGCCGAGGAGGACCCGCGGUAUUUGGACAUUGCUAACCUUGUCGUCUGGUGCAUGGCAGUGGGGAUAUCAUAUGUUAGCGUGUACGAUAAUCAAGGUGUGUUCAAGAGGAAUAACUCCCGGCUGAUGGAGGAGAUCCUAAAACAGCAGCAAGAGCAGCUUGGGGCAGAUGGCUCCAAAUACUCUGUUGAGUUUUUAAGUAAUGGCAGCAACAAACAAGACCAUCAAGCCUUGUCGUGCCAGGCAGUGGUGAAGGUGCUGUCGCCUGACGAUGGCCGGCAAGGCAUCGUGGAGGCGGCUCAGAAGCUGUGCCGGGCGGUGGAGCAAAGGGAGCGCGCCAUCAAAGACAUCGACGUCAAUGUACUCGACUCACUACUCAGAGAGUCCAAGAACACACCAGACCCAGACCUGUUGCUGAAGUUUGGAUCGGUGCAAAGCACCCUGGGAUUCCUGCCCUGGCACAUCAGACUCACAGAGUUAAUCUCCUUGCCCACCCACGUAAACAUCUCAUAUGAGGACUUACUGGGCGCCCUACAGAGCUUUGCCUCCUGCGAGCAGAGGUUUGGCAAAUGAACACCCCACCACCCCUGCACAGUACGUGGGGAGAACUGGGGAAUCAUAGCGCAGGAGCAGCGGAGGACCGCGCAGGAAGGGAUGAGAGCGAGUGAGAGAGGAGAGAGGAGAGAGGGGAGAAGGAGAGGCCUUGGCUAUAUGUUUCCAACCCCAUCUUCUUUUUGUCACAGUUUACAGCGGGAGCACAAGAAAUCCAGCGUUAGCCUCCAACCCCUCCCUCCCUAACCCUGUUCACUCACUCACUCACUCACACAGACUCCUCCAUGCUCUCUUUGGCCCUCUGUGCCAGGGUUCCUGGGCACCUCCGUCUCUCUCUCUCUCUCUCUCUCUCUCUCUCUCUCUCUCUGUGUGUGUGUGUGUGUGUGUGUGUGUGUGUGUGUGUGUGUGUGUGUGUGUGUGUGUGUGUGUGUGUGUGUGUGUGUGUGUGUGUGUUGGUCGGUCCUCUGUCAGUCCCUCGGGCUCCCCCUGCACAGGCUUCUGCAUGGUGAACAUGCUCUUGCCCACAGGAGAGCCCCCUCCGACCCCAACCCAACCCCCACCUUUGCUGUCCUGCGAAACUAAGUGAGUCUUAAGGGUGAGGAACUCAAGCCCUCGUCAUUGAAGGAACGCUGUUGGCAGUCGUGGUUAAAAUCUGCUGUCUAAAACGCCUUCUCUGUAUUCUUUUGGAGUCGCCCUCAAAAUUCGCUCUCAGCCCCAGGAGAGAAGAAUAGAACUCUGGACGACACAUGCUGCUUUGAAUAGACUUCUCUCUCUCGUCUCUCUCUCUCUCUCUCUCUCUUUUUUUUGUCUUUUUUUGUGGACCUGAGGCUAGUGGGAUCUCCCUGAGAGAAGUAAGCAGGAGCAGUGAUGUGACCACGAGGACGGAGACGCAAAGAAACUCAAAGUGCUUCAGAGGCAGCAGCAGCAGCAGCAGCAGCAGCAGCAACAGUAUCCGUAUCAGUAUCAAUGUGCACCAGCCCUGCAUAGGUGAAUGGGAACUAUGUGACUGAAAAAUAAAUAUUGCUAAAGCGCUAUUCUAAUCAAGUACUCUGGGGUUUUACAUUUGUGGUCUGUGUGUGGGGCUGUGGAUAUCACACUAAUCUUGCCGUACUCCCAGGGUUGUAAAUGUGCAACAUCUGAAAUUAUAAUGCUGAGCUAGUCACCAGAUUUCCUACUCGUAAUCUCUCCCCUCUCUUCCUUUCUCUCUAUCUCUCUCCCUCUCUUUCUCUCUCUCUCCCCCGCUUUUUCUCUCGCUCUUGAUUGCUGUAGCUGUCUCUGUGUGUUAUGUCUCCUGUGGCUCUGCAUUGAUCUGUCGUUCUGUCAUUAUUUUCCGUCCAGCAAUCUAAAAGGAAAUGUUCUUGUGUCCAUCAUUGUGAUUGUAUGCUAAGGUUUGCAGAUCUGUCAGCAGUUUUCUCCCUCUUGCCAGCAGGUUGUAAUGUAACUGAAGGAGCCGUCUCUGGCCCCCUUAUAAUUCAAGUUGGACUAAAGAAACCAUGCCUCUGCUGUAGAGGUUACACCACACUGCUGCCGUUGGGCUCCUGUGCAGUAGGCUAAUCUAAGAAUGUGCUGGUUAACAUGGCACUGGGAAAAAGUAAGCCGUUUCAGUUUGGUGUUUGUCAGUGUGAAAGAACCGUUCAUGAAACAAUAAAAAAACGUUACUGAAAGUCA
Clupea harengus (Atlantic herring) is the source of this 2712-nucleotide messenger RNA. RefSeq names its product NUS1 dehydrodolichyl diphosphate synthase subunit (gene nus1). NCBI's taxonomy places the organism in Eukaryota, Metazoa, Chordata, Actinopteri, Clupeiformes, Clupeidae. The record is from RefSeq and is a predicted model, not a curated record. Gene Ontology annotation, cellular component: endoplasmic reticulum membrane; dehydrodolichyl diphosphate synthase complex. Gene Ontology annotation, molecular function: ditrans,polycis-polyprenyl diphosphate synthase [(2E,6E)-farnesyl diphosphate specific] activity.